GGGUGGUAUUUCCUAGUAUAGGAUGGGUGUGUCUUUAAUAAUAACCAGAAGGGCUGUGGUUAGCUAGACAAAAAGAGCUGCAGCCACAGGUGAAGGCAGCUAUAAAGAACAUCAGGCUACAGGACCUCACGUCCAUGGAGGGAAAAUCUCUGCCCAUGCCGGGGGAAUCAGCACACUGGGACCAAAAGCUGCCCCAGGAUGGCCCCUGGAAGUUUUUCUGCCUGACAAUAACCCUGAUGUUGCUUCUGCUAGUCCUCAUCCUUGGUGUGGUUCUGGCUGAGGUACUGCAGUUCUUCAACCAGAUGCAGGAAGAACUCAAGCAACUGGACAUCAAAUUUGUGCAGGGUCUGGCAGAUGCUCGGCACAAACGGGACAUGAUGUGGGGAGAGGUGUUCCGGCAAAUGGAGGCUCUGCGGGCAGGCAACGAAUCAUCCUGUGAGCCCUGCCCGGAAAACUGGAUGGCAUUUCAGGGCUCCUGCUAUUUAUUUUCCACACAGUCACAGGACUGGUUUGAAGCCAAGGAUCACUGUGCUAAGAAGGAUGCUCACUUGGUCAUCAUCAAUAGCCAAGCAGAGCAGAAAUUCCUAAGGUCAGAGGAAAAUACUGUCUACUGGAUUGGCCUUAAGAAACAGUAUCCAAAGGGCAUUUACAAGUGGCAAGAUGGCUCAGCACCCACCUUUAUCAACUGGCCUGAUACCACAUCUUCUGACAAUGACUGUGUCUUCAUGAGGAAGUCUGGCUCCUGGUUCUCAGGGAUGUGCCAGGAGUCUUGGUAUUACUCGAUCUGUGAGAAGCCACAGGUCUGCUGAGACUAAUCCUUUUACUCUGCCUGCAAUCUUGCGAAAGGUUGUCUUGAUAUUUGACCUCAUAACAAUUCCCCAACUUCUCUGCAGAAAAAGGGGUUUUCUGAAAACUCCAGUCCUCUUGGGAGCAUCUUUCGCCUUUCUUGCCCUGACUUCUAAAUGCUGUUGAGGAACAUGAAAAAUGACGCCAGGAUGGAACAAUGAGCAGAAUAUACUGUGUAGGACUUUCUACAAGACAAAUAAUCUAGUUUUUAAAAAAUUGACAUAAAUAAAGGCAAAUGUAGUAUUGUUAGAAAAUAAAAGAGCCUUAACGACUGA
This is a messenger RNA of Neogale vison (American mink), 1121 nucleotides long. Its product is annotated as C-type lectin domain family 4 member G-like. Bases 135 to 809 code for a protein of 224 amino acids. The record is from RefSeq and is a predicted model, not a curated record. The transcript has 7 exons. NCBI's taxonomy places the organism in Eukaryota, Metazoa, Chordata, Mammalia, Carnivora, Mustelidae.